CCAUUAAUGCCCGCAUAAAAGAAUUCACAUAAUAUUUACAAAAGAUUUUGAGUAUUUCAACCCCCAAACUCUUUUAACAUUCAUCAUAACCACAUGGGCAAGAAGAAGAUGAAGCUCCCUUUUCUCUUCAAGAGCAACAGCAUACAAGCAAGUUCCUCAUGGCCAUGGCCUCCCUGUCAGCAGCCAAGAACCCUCUCUUUCAGAGCUGAUGAAACACCAUCUGAGCCCGGGGAUGAUCCGGUUGAGACCGUCAUUCAAGGUUUAGUAAGGUCCGAGAGGCUGUUUUUCGAGCCUGGAGAGACCAGUUCAAUCCUUCAAGAAGCAAAGCCGAUCACGAGUGAUGAGAUUUUGCCUUUAAAAAAGAGUGUGGUGUUGUCAAUGGAGUCUCGAGAUCCCUUUGCUGAUUUCAGGAACUCCAUGGAAGAAAUGGUGGAAGCUAACGGAUUGAAGGGUUGGGAAAAGCUUGAAGAGCUUUUAUGUUGGUAUUUGAAAGCUAAUGGGAAAGCCAUCCAUGGCUGCAUCGUUGCUGCCUUUGUUGAUUUGCUUGUGGAACUAGCCUCGAUUAAUUCUUCCACUGACAAUGAUUGUAUUCGUUCCCGCUCCCCUUCUUCUCCUUUAUCUUUCUGUACUUCAGCGUCCUCGUCUUCCUCUUCGUGUUCAUCAUCAUCAUCUAGUUCUUCAGCCACAACACCUUGUGUGUCUUCGUUAUCAGAUCAGAAGAUCACUGAAGAUGAUAAAGAUGAUGAUGUGUCUUCAUCUUUAUCACACAGUGUUUGA
Hibiscus syriacus is the source of this 777-nucleotide messenger RNA. RefSeq names its product transcription repressor OFP15-like. The record is from RefSeq and is a predicted model, not a curated record. The transcript has a single exon. Gene Ontology annotation, biological process: negative regulation of DNA-templated transcription. Bases 94 to 777 code for a protein of 227 amino acids. Lineage: Eukaryota; Viridiplantae; Streptophyta; Magnoliopsida; Malvales; Malvaceae.